CUCGCCUGAAGCUGAGCUUGCUGUAUUAGUGGAGACCUGAGGCAUAUGGAGAAAAACAGGUAUCAGCACUGAUUCAGAGGUUGGGGAUUGGAAAAAAAACCCUGUUCAGCCAUGGGCCAAAUGAACUGCAUACAUCUUUUCUUGGCUUUUGUCCUCUUUAACCCUCAGGGGAUAACCGCUUACGGCUUCAGAAAUUGCAUCCAAGACAUGAAGGAUCCUUCGUAUUUCAAGUGCAUGCAGCGUUUCCUGAACAAUAUCUCCAGUAUUGUAGAUGACCUCCCUCAUAGCGCCGAAGUGGUCAACGCAUCGCAUAACACCAUCCCAGUCUUGCCUUAUGGGAGCUUCCGUCACCUUCCUCAACUGAAGAACUUGCAGCUGAGCUACAACAAAAUGGAGAAAAUAGAAGCGGGGGCCUUUGCAAACCUCGGGGCUUUAGAGAGGCUCAAUCUCUCCUGUAACCAUCUCACCAAUCUUUCCAAAGGCAUUUUCCUUGGCUUGGCAAACCUCACCCUCCUUCUCUUGCACAAUAAUCACUUGAGCGUGCUCCAUCUGGAGGCCUUUAGCCCCUUACCCAGCCUUCUAGAUUUGCAGCUCCAGUUCAACAACUUGAACAGUUUUGAUGUCGUGAUUCGGAGCGUGCAGAAAUUAAACCAGCUGAAAUACCUCAACCUUUGCAACAAUAAUCUGAGUUUCCUUCAGCUGGGAGUGGGGUUUCCUCCUUCCUUGUAUAACCUUAAGCUCUGCAACAAUUCCCUUUGUAAGAUGGAAGGUCCGGGGCCGAGAUUCCUGGGGAACGUCACGGUGCUGGACCUCUCUUACAACAAGUUUUCAGAUGCCUCUUUUUUUGCUAAUGUUAGCCUUCAAAGACUCCAAAGAUUAAAGUUGGUGGGGAACAACAUCGACAUUCUCCAGCUCUUGGAUAUGUCUGACCUGAAGCCUCGCAGCUUGGAUUACUCUGGGUUGCAUUUAAACAAAGUUUCCCAGCUGACCAAGGUGUGCCAGCAUCUUAGGAAAUCCAACCGUCCUUUCGACCUCCAUCUGCAGAGCAAUAACCUGAGGAACCUGAGUUACCAAGCUUUCCUAGAUUGUCCUCCCAUCCAGCUCCUAGACCUUUCCAGGAAUCGGCUCCGGUCAGUGGACUGUAUGAGGCAAAUGUUGAACGCCACGGCGCAAAGCCAUUUGAGUAAGUUGUUGUUGGAGCACAAUUUGUUGAAACACCUGAAGGGUUGCCAGAAAACAGCUCCCUUCCCGGAGCUGACAACCAUUUCUUUCCGUUUCAACCGCAUCCUCUCGAUCAAAAGUUCAGCUUUCCACUACGCCCCUCAUUUGACCACGCUCCAUCUAAACAUCAACAGCAUUGCCUUCCUCCACGCAAAAGCCCUGAAGGGUUUGAAACAACUCAGGGAGUUGCGUUUGGAUAACAACCUUCUGACGGAUAUCUACAACGACAGCUUUAGUGACCUGAGCAACCUCCAGGUCCUCAAUCUCAGAAACAACCAUGUUUCGGUUCUCUUCCCCGGCACCUUCAAGAGUCUCGGGAAGCUGUCGAUUUUGGAUCUCGGGGGAAACAAUAUCCACCAGCUGUCCAAUGUGUCCUUCGAAGGGCUGAAGAACCUUUCCAAUCUCUACCUGGAUAACAACAACCUCCAGUACAUUAGCCCUAGUUUUUUCCAUCCAAUUGAGAGGACGCUCCAAGUGCUAGAUCUGAUGGGGAAUAAGAUAUACUUUAUCAGCAAGAAUCAGCUCAAGCAACCCCCCUUUGGGAACCUGGGCAGAGUCUACGACCUCAAACUUCAGUCUCAGCAACCCCACGGUUUGAGAGUCAUUCCCUCCAUGUUCCUCAAGGGCCUGACCUCUUUGCGCAACCUCUACCUGUCAGAGAACAAAAUUCUGUCUAUUGCCCCGGAUGUCUUUGAUGACUUAGGGCAGCUGGAACUUCUAACCUUGUCCGAUACCAGCAACGGCAGGGGGGAUUUCCCCCCUGGGAUAUUCAAGAACCUGAAGAACUUGAGAAAUCUCAAUCUGGAGAACGCUGGGCUUCGCACCCUGACUCUGGAGGUCUUUGGCAACCUUAGCAACCUGCGCUAUCUUAUGUUAGGGAAGAAUGAGCUGCGGACGUUCAACAGCAGCGUGGCGGAAGCUCUUCCGUCACUCAGCUACCUCGACCUACGCAAGUGCCCUUUGGCUUGCACCUGCAAUAAUAUUUGGUUCCAGAAUUGGCUGAGCAAUAAACGGGUGCAGGUGGUCUACCUCUACAAUUAUUCUUGCAAUUCUGGACCGCAGCCUAGUUACGUUUACAGCUUUGAUACCCAUGUCUGCUUCCAAGACAUUGGGCUCUACCUGUUCUCCACCACCUUCCCAGUUUUGCUGCUCUCCAUGCUGCUACCUUUCCUUUACCACCGCAGCUACUGGCACAUCAAGUAUCACAUCUACAUCUUGCGCGCUUGGGUCAACGAUUACUGGAGGCGAGGCAAAGACGAGCACUACAAAUUCGACGCCUUCGUCUCCUACAACUCCGCGGACGAGAGCUGGGUGCUCAAACAGUUGGUGCCCAGUCUAGAGAAAGCAGGAGCUCCCACCUUCCGGCUUUGCCUCCAUCAUCGAGACUUUCAGCCCGGGAGAUACAUAAUAGACAAUAUAGUAGACAGCAUCCACAAUAGCCGACACACCAUUUGUAUUAUCAGCAGGAAGUACCUGCAGAGUGAAUGGUGCUCCAUGGAGAUUCAGCUUGCCAGCUACCGGCUUUUUGAUGAACUGAAAGACGUCCUUAUUCCUGUUAUCCUAGAAGCCAUCCCUGAGAGGGAGCUGUCUGCCUAUCACCGGAUGCGGAAAGUGAUGCUGAAGAAGACCUACAUUGCGUGGUCUCCGGAUCCAGAGGCUCAGCGGUUGUUCUGGGCUAAGUUGAGGAUGGCCCUGAAGGCCAGUAAUUCAGAGGACAAAGAGGAGAAAAUGACCGAGUGGUUUGAUCAAGAAGAGACGUCAGAUACGAGCUUGUUGCUACCCUGAAUCCAUUUGGGACACACGGAAGAAUGGCGUGGUGGAAUAUUGAAGUGUUGUAAGAUGGCCUGUUUCCAUGCACUUUUUCCUUCCUCCAUCUGUUAAUGAUCAUGUGUCAGGGCUCUGGUAGUGACCCCCAUUUAAAACAUUA
Molecule: messenger RNA, 3148 nt
Organism: Notechis scutatus (mainland tiger snake)
Lineage: Eukaryota; Metazoa; Chordata; Lepidosauria; Squamata; Elapidae
Biological process (GO): toll-like receptor signaling pathway; inflammatory response
Cellular component (GO): plasma membrane
Molecular function (GO): protein binding; signaling receptor activity
Source: RefSeq, a predicted model, not a curated record